This is a messenger RNA of Verruconis gallopava, 606 nucleotides long. RefSeq lists its product as uncharacterized. NCBI's taxonomy places the organism in Eukaryota, Fungi, Ascomycota, Dothideomycetes, Venturiales, Sympoventuriaceae. Bases 1 to 606 code for a protein of 201 amino acids. The transcript has 4 exons. The record is from RefSeq and is a predicted model, not a curated record.
AUGGCCCGCUGCAACUUUCGUGUCAUCGCUGCCAUCGCCCUCGUUCUUGCUGUGGUUGCCUUUGCGGCUCCAGCUAAUGAAGACAAGCGAGCGAUUACGCUCGACGUUACUCCCAUUAUCAAUGCAUUGUCGAGCUUGAGCACGGCGCUCAGCAAUGCUUUGUCUACGCUAAACGGUGUUCAGAGCGGUGCCAUUACAGACGCCAGCGCUGUGGUAUCCGCUGUCGCGAAUGUGGUUAAUCAGAUUUUAGCAGUCGGCACUGCCGUUGCUGCAGCGUUAGCAACUAAGCUCCUCACUGCUGGUCAAGCUCUCGCUUCAGAUGUCAACACCAUUGUCAGCCAGGUCAACACGAUUUCUGGACAACUCCAGCAGUUUGCUAGUGCUCUGACUUCGUCUGCUGUCACUCAGUUGCUGUCACUCAACGGCCUUGCCCUUACUACCGUUAAGGGUUUGGUCACCGGCGGUCUUCAGACACUCAAUGGCAUUCUCGGCUCUCUCGGUACCGUCCUCGGAUCAGCUAGCAGCAGUAUUUCUAGUGCCGUGUCUAGCAUUGCAUCCGCUCUCUCAAACAUCAAGAUUACCAUUUCUGCCACUGCCAGCGGUUAA